AUGCCACGUAAGCUACGUAAGAAUAUACGUAAGAGGAAGGGAGCAUUGAAACAUCCAAUAGUAAAACUGACACCACAACAACAGUUGCAACAACAAAUGAUGAAUGACCCCACUAUGUUGCAACAAAUGUCAAGCAACCCUAUGCUUUUAAACCGAGUUAUUGGUGCACAGAGUGGAGGUUUAAGAGCGGCACUUUUAGCGAAAAUGGCAGGCUAUGGUGGAGCUGCAGACGGAACAGCUUAUAACCCUCAAAGUCAAAUGAAUUUGAGUUCACUCAAAAAUCAAAUAACAGAUGUCAAAAAGUCAAACAUAGACAUACAGAAACAAAUAAGUGAAAACGAAAAGAAACUAGAAUAUGACAGACACACAAAGAAACUCAAUGAGUUA
Molecule: messenger RNA, 387 nt
Organism: Trichomonas vaginalis G3
Lineage: Eukaryota; Parabasalia; Trichomonadida; Trichomonadidae
Product: protein of unknown function, DUF4106 family
Exons: 1
Source: RefSeq, a predicted model, not a curated record